AUGAUUUCUUUUAUGGUAAUGUCUAACAUGCUAUCAGAACAAUUAAAAAAUCAAUACAAGAGUAAAUCAGUCUAUUGGAGAUAGGAAAAAGAAAAACUACUUUAAACUUUUCAACCAAGACAAAAUAACUCAUAAUCAUAAUAAAGAUCAAGAACUAGUGAAAGAAAAAGCAUUAUAAGGAACUUAGUAGAUUCACUUUAUAAUUAAGGAACUCCUGAAAAAAACAAAUCAAUUUAUUAUCAUUUCUAAUCCUAAAUCACUUAAUAAAAAUAACAGUAAUAAUAUUAAAGUUCUGCCAAAAAAUAACAUACAGAAGAAUUGACUUUAUCUACUAUUAUCAAUAAAUAUUAAAAAUAAGUUGAAAUAUGUAAUUAAAAAUAAAUAGUAUAUGAUCCAAUAGCAGAAUAAAUCAUAGAAUCAUUUUAAGAACUCAAAAAGAGGUCUGCAUAAAAAUAAGAAAUAUAAAAAUGUUAAUCAGAAUAGAAAAAUAUUGAGAAUAGUGCACACAAAUAAAAUAUAUUCAGUAGAAUUAAUUAAAUUAGAGAAUUUAUAGAUUAACAAUUAAAAACUAAUGUUGAUGAAUCUAAUAAAGAUAUUAAAUAUGAUAGUUAGUAUUAAUCAGAUGUUGAUUAAAGUUCUGGUAAUUUGAGAAAUAAAUCAGUAGAAUUUAAAUAAUUCUUGGAUUAAAGAGUAAGUGUAGGAAGAGAUUCUACAAAUAAUAGAUUAAAUCACAGGAUUAAUAAACUUCGUACUAUACGUAGUUGUACAACAUUAGAUAUUGGAAUAUAAGUUUCAUUAUUAGAUGAAAAUACAAUACAAUUAAAUCCAUAAAGAUAAAAACAAUAACAAGAUAGUUAUCAAUAAUAUAAUGAUUAAAAUAAUUCUUAGAAUUAUUAAUAAAAAUAUUAAUAACAAAAAUCAGAUAGAAGUAACAAUUCAAGACGAAACCAUUAAGAAUAAUAUGAAGUUUAAAAUACAUUAUAAUAAACAUCUCCUUAAUAAUCAUAAAAUCCAUAUUAUUAAGUUGAAUAAUCAGUAACUUCAGAAUAUUAAUUACCUUUAUAAUAAAUGUAAUAACAACAAUAUUAAAAUGAAGAUUCAUUAUAAUAAUCAAAAAACUCAGGAAGAAUGAGUAGAAGAAGUGAAUUUCUAUAAAAAGCAAGAUAUUCAACAAAUGCAAAUGAUGAGAAUAAGGAAAGAUUUUCUGUAAAUAUUGAAGAAAUAAAAAAAGAAAGAUUAUCAGAAAAUGAAAGAUUUUCAGUAACUUCAAAUGAAAUUAAUGGUAAAGAUGGAAUCUUGGUCAAUUUAGAUUUUAAUCAAGAAAGAUUUUCUGUUAGAUCAAAUGAAUAAUAUACAUAAAAUAAAGUUAGGAAUUCAAUAAAAUCAAACUUUGAAGAAGAUUUUAAAGAUAAAUUAAUAUUGAAAUUGAAUAAACCUGAUAUUACACUUCCAGUUUAAUUUAAAUGUAUUACAAAUAAUAAGGAGAAUUUUGGAGAACCUUCUAUUUAUACAUCUAAAAUAAAUAAAUAUGAAUAAGAUAAUAAAUUAGGGGAAAGGUUUGAAAGUAAAUUAAAUACUAUUGAAAUUCCAAAGAUUAUCUAAGCUUUAAAUUUUGAUAAUAUUGAAUUAAGUAAACCUUAUUCUGGAACUCAAAUUUCUGUAGAUACAAAUAGAUUCUAACUAGAAAUUUAAUAAAUUAUGGAAAAAUAGAAUGAAACUUAAGAUGUCUAGUUGAAAUAAAAUGAGAUGAUUAAUAUUUAACAAGAUUUUGCUUUAACUAGUAAUAGAUCAUAAUUAUCUGUUCCUAUUACAGAACCAACUUAAAUUCAAUAAAAUAAUUAGAUUAAUACAAACUUUAUAAGAGUAGAAGAAGAGAUUGAAGCUGGGUAGCCAGAUAUUAGAAUAAUUGAAAAUGCCACAGGUAUUACAGAAUGUAAUCUAUAAUAUUCUGAAGAUACAGCAAAUUUAAGAAUUCCUACUUAAAUUAGUAAUAAUGAAGAAGCCAAAUUUAAACCAGAUUCUUAUGUAACAUGUGAAAUUUAAUUCUAAUAAAUUAAAUAGGAUUAUCAAUAAUUAAAUUAAUUAUAAUCAACCUAAUCAAAUUAGAUGAAUUAAUCAUCUUUUGAAUAAUGGUUAUCAUAAACUGAUUAAAAUAAACGAAUAUUUAAUUUUAAUUGUUAAUCAUAAUAUUUUUAAAAAGAGAAAUGUGAUCAUAGUACAUAAAUUAAUAAAAGUGAAUCAGAUUCAGAUGAAGAAAUUCAGUUUAUUAAAAAAAAAUAAUAAAAAUGUCAAUUUAAUUAAGGAGUAACAUUAUUAGUUAGAAAAAUUACUUCAAUUUUAAAAAUUAGACAGAUUAAAUCAUUUUAUGAAAUUAAAGAGUAUACUCUACAUUAAUAAUAAUAAUAAUAAUAAUAAUAAUAAUAGUUACAAUAAUUUAAAUCCUCUUUACAUACUUAUCAAUCUCCAAUUGAAUCACAAUAUUCAUCUUAGUUUUAUUCAUAAUAAUAAUCAUUAACAUCUCUUCCCGUGCCUUCAUCAUAGACUUAAUAAUCUUAAAUUGAUUUCGUUCCUUAAGCUACCAAAGAAUAGGCAGCUUAAGAAAAAAUAUCAAAUCUCUUAAAAACAAUAAUUGAAGAAACAGGAUCUGAUACAUUAAGAAUGUUGAAGAAUAAAUCAAAUCUAUCACCAGUUGCUAAGACUUCAGAAAAAAAAAGAUUAAAUAGCAGAAACAAUUCUAAAUUAAGGAUUUCCAAAAAAUGUUCAACUGCUUCAAUAUUAACAUCUAUAUAAUCUCCAGUUUAAGAAAUUAAUGAUAGAAUUAAAGUUAAUUUUAUAUAAGAGAUGGGAUUAGAAUCACCAACUUAGAAACAUACUGAACAUGCAGAAUUACAUGAUUGCAGUAAAUAUUGAUGAUUUUAUUUUAGGUCCAAUUGCUGAGCCUAUGGAAUUUUAAGAUGUAUCUGUUUUAAUAAAAUAAAGGAGAGAGAUGAAACAAAUUGCUGACU
Paramecium pentaurelia is the source of this 3005-nucleotide messenger RNA. NCBI's taxonomy places the organism in Eukaryota, Ciliophora, Oligohymenophorea, Peniculida, Parameciidae. The record is from the annotation of a GenBank genome assembly.